This is a messenger RNA of Alosa sapidissima (American shad), 1296 nucleotides long. It is a transcript of the gene ostn, whose product is annotated as osteocrin. NCBI's taxonomy places the organism in Eukaryota, Metazoa, Chordata, Actinopteri, Clupeiformes, Clupeidae. The coding region runs from base 208 to 612 and encodes 134 amino acids. The transcript has 5 exons. Gene Ontology annotation, molecular function: signaling receptor binding. Gene Ontology annotation, biological process: hormone-mediated signaling pathway. The record is from RefSeq and is a predicted model, not a curated record.
CAGAGGAAGGGCAGCAGUGAUGAUGUCAGAAGCAUGGCCUGUACUGAUUGGUUAGGAGCUUCCUGGGGAGAGCCUAUAAAAUAGCCAACAUCAACAGCGGUAAGAAGCAAAGGCAGGAAAGCUGGGAACCUGAGAAAUUCCAGGAACUGUCCACUGAACUCUCCAACACGUCUGUGUGUCUGUGUAUCUGACAACCCCGGAUUAGAGAUGCUGGGCUUUGGCUGUGCUGUGCUCUCAUGUCUUUUGACGUUGACGCUGUUCCACUGUAGUGUCGACAGCCUCCACCUGACUCAAGAAAGCCCUGAGUACGGGGCCCUGGAGGAGCCGGUGUCCAGGGGCCGGCCGGUGGAGCCGAAGUCUCCUGAGGGCAUCACAGCCAAGCUGCUGCUGCUGGACCAGCAGGUGGCGCUAGAGAACGACGUCAUCGAGACCAAGAAGAAGAGAAGCUUCCCGGGGUCCAACACCCCAAUGGACCGCCUCUCCAUCAGCACAAUGGACAACAACAAAAACAACAACAACAAGCAGAGGAAAGUCGUUGAGUUACCAAGGCGAAGGGUGAAUGUUCCCAUUGACCGGAUCGGAGUGGGCCGCCUACCAAGCAACCGAGGAUAAGACCCGCCACUGCCUCCCUACCCCCUCUCCUGUGAGACUGGGGCAUCAGUCCAGCUGGCAGCAACAUGGAAUACAUAACAAACACAAAGACACAUAAAGACAUCUCGUCCGUCUCCUCCUUCUCUUCCUUGCUUCACACCUGAGCUCUUAACACGGACACAAGCCACUAUGUCCACACCCAGAACCCGUCCUAAUCCCUACACACCAACCCUUCUCCACUCUUUUUACACUGCCUAUAAUCCCAGAUUAGAGUAGAAAGCAGAAAUACACAGUCCCAACACCUCGCCCUGACUUCACACCAAGCUCCCAUUCCCUAUCCAAAAGCCUCUCACCUGUAUUUGAUACUCAGUAUUCAUAUACUUUAUAAAGCCUUAUGACGCUCUAUGACUACCACAAAGCUCUGUGUACUUUUCACUGCAUACAGCUAUGCCCCUUUACAAUAGCAGCAUUAUACUCCACAAGCACAGGAACUCCAGCACACUAUGUAGGGCCUCACACCUUGUGCCUUAGACCCACUUGCAGAGGGGAUGGGCAUGGUCUCCCUGGUAACUACAGAACAGCACUAUUUACCCCUGUUGCCUGAGCGCUGUUGUUUGUUAAUCUCACUGUAGUAAACUGUUCCAUUCUGCACAAAGACAGGAGGCCCACUGCCUCGACAUUAAAACUGAUCAAUUACAGCUACAA